Tetrahymena thermophila SB210 is the source of this 2265-nucleotide messenger RNA. RefSeq lists its product as hypothetical. Lineage: Eukaryota; Ciliophora; Oligohymenophorea; Hymenostomatida; Tetrahymenidae. The transcript has a single exon. The record is from RefSeq and is a predicted model, not a curated record.
AUGUCUUCAGCAGAAAAUACUAUCUCAAAUGAGAGGGCGAAAGGAUAGAGAUCAGCUUCAUGCAAGAAAGAGUGCAUUUAACGUAAUUUAUCUGAAACUAAGUUUGCAGUCAAAACUGACUCAUAAAAAUUUAGCUUCAAAAACUAUGUGAAAACCUAAAUCUAGAAAGAAAACCAAAUGAAUGAAAAAUUAGAUAAAAAUAAAGAUAAACCUUAGUAUUAUGACUACGUUCAGCAGCUGAUUGAUUUAAAAUUGUAGAUUUAAAAAACUAGUUUCAUUGAUCUUUACAAGAAAAAAUAUUUAAACUCUUAGCAAGAGAAAAUAAACGACAAAAAAGGUGUAAAGAUUUCUACAAAAACACAAGAAAUUAUAAAUCAGCUAAAUACCAGUCAAAGCAUUCAUAGCCUAAAUAAAAAAGUAUAAAAUCACAUAGAUUAAAUAAAUCAAUAAAAUCAACAAAUUAAUCAAAAACUAGAAGUUUAAUAGAAAAGUUAAUUUAUUAGCGAUUAAUUUCACUCAACAACAAACCAUAAUAACUUGUUAGCAAAAGAUUUGUUACAGAGACAAAACUCUAAUUAUAGUGUUUUUAUUCAUAACAGCAUAAACACAUAAUUAUUAGCUACUGAAAGUGUAUAAAAAAUAAAUUAUGAUGAAUUAAAAUAAUAUUAAAGCUUGAAUCGCUAAAAUCAGCCUGAAAUAUUAAAGAAAGAGGAGGGUAAUGCAGAUUUUGAAGAACAGCUCAUCAAAAUACAGAAAUAACCAGAAAAUUAAGAAAUCAAAAAGAAGCUAAUUAGCUCAAGAUAAAAAAUUCAAACCUAAAAUACUAUUGAAGAUGAUGAAAGUUGUUCAUCCAGUGGGGAAGAAUUUGAUUUAGAUUUAUUACCCAAAUCUAGACUUAUCUUUCAAAUAAAUAAAAAUAGUUAGAGCAAUUACCAAUCAGCUCCCAACUAAUCUCGCUAAAGUGUGGACUUAAAUUAUAAUCACAUCUCUCAAAAAUGCAAACAAGCAACAGGAGUUGAGGAAGAAUGCUAAUAAAAUAACUCAAAUGAAUAAUCCAUUUCUUCAAAGCUAAAAUAAAUAGUAGCAAAAAGAAAAUUUGCCUCUGAAAAUAUAUAAUCGCAGCACAUUAAAAAUUUACAUAAGCUAAUGCCUCAUGCUUUUGAGAAAGUUGAAAAAAAUUAACAAAGAGUAACCAAAUCUCCAAUAAAAUCUUAAAAAAGUCAAAUUCUUUAUGAAGAAAUAAAAGCAUUAAAUUCUCAAGAAAGCACCAAUCAAAACUUUCCUAUCAGUAGUGAAGAAACAGAUAUCGACCUUCAUGAAGCAAAUACUUAAGAAAGUACUAAAUAGCUCUUUUAAAAUAAAUUUUUCAGCACUCCCAACACUAAACAGCAGCUUAAAGUAGAUUAAAAUACUGAAAAAUGUGCUGAAAAGGCUAAAUUUAUAGUCAAAGGAAGACCAUAAAAGUUUUUGAAACAAGUAAGAUCUCAAUCUGUGAACAACAAUAAAUUUUAAAACCAAAAUAAUUAAUCUGAAAGCAAAAUCUAAUAUCCAAUGAUAAACAUACUUCUUUGCAGCACUAAAAAUGCAAACUGUAGCGAUGUAAAGAAUAAUUUAAGUUUUACUUAGGCAACUUUUGCUUGCUAGGAAAAAACUCUACAACCAUCUUCAUUAAAUAACUUAUCAAAUUAAUUCAGCUCUAAGAAUUCAAACGAUCCCUCACCAACAAGCAAUUCUAAUAUUGAAGCAUAGAAGACUCUUUCAAAAGAAAGUUCUUCUGAAGCAAUUCAUACCAAAAAGAAGCAAACUAUAAAACUUGGUCAUAUUAAACACCUUCUUAUGUAAAAUCCAGCUAAAAAUCAGAAAGAAAAAUUCAUAAAUUAUCAUUUAGUUCUGAAAGAAAAUAAUCAAAAAGAAUGUCUCCCUUAAAAAUAUAUCUCUAAUUAAUUCCGAAACCGCCGCUCUACAACUUAAUUAAAAAGCUACCUACUAGACAAUACAUCAAAAGAGGCAUUAGAAAAUAAUUAAAAAAAUAUCAAUUGCUCACUAAACAAUCCAAUUAUAGUGCAAAGUCUUUAAAGCUCUUCUUUUAAGAAUUUUAACUAGAAUUUAAAAUAAAAUUAGCAAUAUUUUAGUGAAAACCCACAAGUUUAACAAACACAAUUGCUGUGCCAAAAAAAAAAUAACUUAAAAUAAGUAAACUUCUCAAAUAUUCUAGAUAUAUCAAGUAUCGAAAAUGAAGUAUUAGUCUAAAAAAUAGCGUAAUGA